This is a messenger RNA of Wasmannia auropunctata (little fire ant), 1615 nucleotides long. RefSeq names its product cysteine and histidine-rich domain-containing protein (gene mora). The transcript has 4 exons. Lineage: Eukaryota; Metazoa; Arthropoda; Insecta; Hymenoptera; Formicidae. The record is from RefSeq and is a predicted model, not a curated record. Bases 367 to 1395 code for a protein of 342 amino acids.
GGUUAGAGUUGUGUACCAAAGAUCAUGCGUGUGCGCCUUUACGCAUAUACACGAGGGUGUCUCUGAAAAAAAUCAAUUAAUAUAAUCAAUCCUUGCUGUCUCUACCUCUCUGGUCUCUACGAUCGUAGAAUGUAGAGAGGCAAAAAUUCGGUACUGCUCGUUGCUACGAUCAUCGAGAUUUGGAACAUUCGGAUUCUAACCUUUGGAAUGUUCUAGAAACGUUUCUAGAAAGUCUGACAAAAUCAGACGAAACCUGGGAAAAGGGUGUCUCGUGAGAGAAAAACAUUUAAGCGACAUUUAUCGAGGUGCUCUUCCAAAAAUCGAACGGACAGUGGAUAACUCAAACGUCAAAUAGAUCCUCUCGAGAUGUCACAGGAGACGGGUCUGUUGCACUGUUAUCAUCGCGGCUGCGGGAAGAAGUUCGAUCCGAACGACAAUAAGGACGACGAUUGCUUUCACCAUCCAGGACAUCCGGUGUUUCACGACGCGUACAAAGGAUGGUCCUGCUGCAACAAAAAGUGUACGGACUUCACCGAAUUCCUGAAUAUCAAGGGCUGCACAAAGGCUAGGCACUCGAACGAGAAGCCGUUGGAGCCGGAGAAACCGCCGGUCGACAGAUGCAAGGUUGAUGAGGUGAUACAGGUCGUCGCGAAACCCGUGAGUAACGGUGUUGCGUCCCUGCCGAGGCCUCCGUUCGACGUGCCUCAGCUCACGCUGUCGCCGACGAUAUCUCCCGCUCUGCUGGAACAAAUUAAAGGGCUGACAACUCUGGAGAGCGACAAACCGAUAGAUAAUGUAGUACGGAUAGGACAGUCCUGUAAGAAUAAUUCCUGCAAGGGGACCUACAUGGGAAUCGCCUCCAACAAGGAGGUUUGCAAUUAUCAUUCUGGUGUACCUAUCUUCCACGAGGGAUUGAAAUAUUGGUCCUGCUGUCAAAAGAAAACUACAGAGUUCUCCGUGUUUCUGGAACAGCCGGGCUGUACGCAAGGCAGACACGUGUGGUUUUCCAAGAAUACGGGAAAGAAGGCUCAAUGCAGGAUGGACUGGCAUCAAACCGGAUCGUUUGUAGUCGUUUCUAUAUUUGCCAAAAAAUAUCUGCCCAGUCAGUCUGUCAUAAAAUUGAACCCUAUCCAUCUGACUGUAGAUUUAUUCUUUAUAGAAGAGAAUUCGAGAUAUAAUCUUGAUGUAGAAUUGGCAGGAAUCGUCGAUAUCGAGCAAAGUAGCGUACACAUGCUGCCAACUAAAGUAGAAAUUAAAUUAAGGAAGGCCGAAUUUGGUUCUUGGUCGAAGCUGAACGUUCCUAGAGAAGCAAAGCCGAUGAACUCUGAAAGUAAUGAAAAUAUAUGUACAAACCUCAAUUCGCAAAUUGAAGCUGUCGAUCUUAGUGAUCUUUAAAUACCAAUGGUUGUUAAUUAUUAAAGAUUAUACAUAUAUAUAAUUAAAUCAUAGCAAUUCAAAUAAUUUGUUCAAAAAUGUGAAAGAAACAUUUUCUAACAAAAAAAUUGUAUUGACACCUUUUUAUAUUAACCCCUAGGAAUCUAUAGAUAGAAAUGUAUUCUUGUUUUUUUCAUUGUUAAAUCAGAAAAGUCUAAACUAUAAAUGUACGUAAAAUGCA